UAAACCCCUUAAAUUUCGGUCCACUAAAAGUUCAAUUUUCGAAAACCCCUGAUUUCGGUUCCUUUCUCUCUCAUCAACCUUUUGUUUCUCUCACCUCUCCAGCGGCACUGCGGCGAUGGCGGCGUCGGCGUCGGCGGGGAGACGCACGGUCACGCUCGGCGGCAAAGGCUCUUCUCUGACGUCCUCCUCCGUCUUCGACGUCGCGAGCGGCUUAGCUCGCGUAACCUUAGAUUCCUCCGCACUCUCGCGUCGCUCCUCCUCCAACUCUUCCAUUUCCGCCGCAAAAUUCUCUUUCACGAUUCCCGAUUACUUCACGCCGAAGGAAGCUAGGGCUUCUGUAAUUCUGCUGCUGAAUAAGCUCUUGCUUUCUUCCUCUUCUUCCGCCUGCGCUCAAUUGAUCGAAAUCCUCGAACUGAACGAUCUCGGUUCGGAUUAUACACUCGACAAUGUCGCAUCAGAUGAUCUGGCUGUGCUCGAUUACUCUGCUGCUGCGAUUGCUGGAGUUUCUGCUAUUCUGGAUCACCGCUCUUCUGCAUUGGUCUCCAUCGUCGAUGCCGUUGCAGCUUUAUCGUGUGAGGCUCUGCGAGCUGACGCGUCGCCGUUCAAUUUGAUGGACUCCGGCGACGGUUCAACGGCGAAGGACGCCGUUGCUGUAGCAUCCGAUUUUAAGGUAUUUUUCAACGGUUCGAAGCUGGUUAAUUCGGGGAAGAAGCUCUCGGAUGCUUCCGUGGCGGAGAUUCCGUCGCUCCAUGGAGAUUUCAGGGAUGUUUCUCGAUCGCUCCACUCGAGAACUAGAGUUCAGCUGAAUUCCGGAUUCGGAGCUGGCUCCGCCAAGGUUUUGACGAUGGCAUUGGGUUCUUUGGCUUCGUCUCUGUCGUAUUUGGGGAUCAACAGCAUUCGUCGCACCGAGCUUCUUCUCUCCGGUGAAUCAAUUUCUGUGAAAUUGCGCGCUCGUCUUGCAGAAAUGUUGGCGGCGAAAUGCCUGCGUCCGGCUCUGAAAGAGAUGUACGCGUCUUCUCAAGAAGCUCGAUUGAAUGAGGAUCAUUUACUGUUCGUCCACAAAAUUUACGAAUUGCUCGAUGUGGUGAGGAAUGUAGUUUCGUGGGAGGCUACAGCUGCGUUCAUUUCUCUUGGAGGAAGUGAGAUUUUUGGCGAUAGAAUUCAAGGAGACAAUGGGAGUUUGAGCGAGCCUUCAACUGGGGAUAAUCUUAAAGCUGAUAAGAAGAGUGAGAAGAAGAAGAAAGUUGUUAUGGGGAAGGGAACAAUUGCUCUCAUGCAGUUUAUCAAGGACAGGUUGCUCGGCGGAGGUGCAAAAUAUGACUUGGAAAAAUGCGCUCAGGAUUUCCAGUCAUUACUGGAUCCAGAGGAUCCGUUUUUUGAUGAUCUCGUCACGAAAGUGAAAGAGAUCGUGGAAACCAAUGAAAGUCGAAGGCUUCCGAAGCUACCUAAGGGUACCCGUGAUUUUGCGAAGGAGCAGAUGGCUGUUAGAGAGAAAGCUUUCACAAUUAUAACUGAGGUUUUCAAAAGGCAUGGCGCCAUGGCUUUGGAUACCCCGGUCUUUGAAAUGAGAGAGACUCUUAUGGGAAAGUAUGGAGAAGACUCAAAGUUGAUCUAUGACCUUGCCGAUCAGGGUGGAGAACUCUGUUCACUCCGAUAUGACCUGACGGUCCCUUUUGCUCGAUAUGUUGCUAUGAAUGGCUUGACAUCAUUCAAAAGGUACCAGAUAGCAAAAGUUUACAGAAGGGACAAUCCAUCAAAGGGACGGUAUCGUGAAUUCUAUCAAUGUGACUUUGAUUUUGCCGGUCAAUUUGAAAAAAUGUUGCCAGACUUUGAGGUCAUAAAAAUCUUGACAGAGUUGCUCGAUGAGCUAGCUAUUGGAGAUUAUGAGGUGAAGCUAAAUCACCGGAAGUUACUUGAUGGCAUGUUGGCUAUCUGUGGGGUGCCACAAGAGAAAUUUAGAACUAUUUGUUCCAGUAUUGAUAAGCUAGACAAGCAAACGUUUGAGCAGGUUAAGAAGGAAAUGGUAGAAGAAAAAGGUUUAACUGAGGAGACAGCUGAUAAAAUUGGAAGUUUUGUUAAAAACAGAGGAUCGCCGAUGGAGUUAUUGUCCAAGUUAAAACAGGAAGGCAGUGAAUUCUUAUCAAACAGUGAAGCCGAGCUUGCACUGAAUGAAUUGGAGAUACUAUUUAAAGCUCUGCUGAGGUCCAACUGUAUAAACAAAGUAGUUUUCGACUUGAGUCUGGCAAGGGGUCUGGAUUACUACACUGGAGUCAUAUUUGAAACUGUUUUCAAAGGCGGUGCACAGGUUGGUUCAAUUGCUGCUGGUGGACGCUAUGACAAUCUCAUAGGGAUGUUUGGAACGAAACAGGUUCCGGCAGUUGGAGUCAGCUUAGGAAUCGAGAGAGUGUUUGCUAUUAUGGAACAACUCCAAAAAGACCAGGAAAUCCGAGCAACUGAAACUCAAGUCCUGGUUAGCAUCCUAGGCGACGACAUAUCACUAGGCGCUGAACUGGCGAGCGAGCUGUGGGAUGCCAAGCUGAAGGCUGAAGUUAUGGUGAAUAAGAGAGUAACCAAGCACUUCGAUCGCGCCAAAGGGUCCAAGAUCCCCUAUAUCGCGAUAGUGGGCGACCAGGAGCUCAGCAGGGGCGUCGUUAAAUUGAAAGACUUCACGGCCUCGACUGAGGACGAGGUCCCGCGAAGCGGGCUCGUGGCGGAGCUACGCAGACGGUUGAACAUCGCACCUUAAAUACUACACAGACAGCACCACUGCCAUGAUCAUCGAAUUGUCCUAGUUGCAGUUUCUCUCUUUUUGACCAGUUUUUUACCCCUUAUUCUUACAUCGGCAAUUUAGCUAACAUGUAUGUUUUGUGGAUUAGUUGUCUUGUUACAUUUGGAUUUUUACACUGUGAGUAAAAUUAUUACACAUAUGUUCUCGCAAAGAUUCUAUGAAAAAAUUAUCUCAGUUUUGAUGGAAA
Salvia miltiorrhiza (redroot sage) is the source of this 2975-nucleotide messenger RNA. Its product is annotated as histidine--tRNA ligase, cytoplasmic. Gene Ontology annotation, cellular component: mitochondrion. NCBI's taxonomy places the organism in Eukaryota, Viridiplantae, Streptophyta, Magnoliopsida, Lamiales, Lamiaceae. Gene Ontology annotation, biological process: histidyl-tRNA aminoacylation; mitochondrial translation. The record is from RefSeq and is a predicted model, not a curated record. Gene Ontology annotation, molecular function: ATP binding; histidine-tRNA ligase activity. The transcript is spliced from 7 exons. Bases 116 to 2746 code for a protein of 876 amino acids.